Molecule: messenger RNA, 2308 nt
Organism: Anoplopoma fimbria (sablefish)
Lineage: Eukaryota; Metazoa; Chordata; Actinopteri; Perciformes; Anoplopomatidae
Gene: psen2
Product: presenilin 2
Exons: 11
Coding region: 81-1382 (433 amino acids)
Biological process (GO): protein processing; calcium ion transport; membrane protein ectodomain proteolysis
Cellular component (GO): Z disc; growth cone; perinuclear region of cytoplasm
Molecular function (GO): aspartic endopeptidase activity, intramembrane cleaving
Source: RefSeq, a predicted model, not a curated record
GCUGACUAUCCGUCUUCCGGGUUGUGGGUCAGUGUUGACUGAGCAGCUCGUCUCUGAAGUCUCUGCUGUGUGGAGCCGCCAUGAACGCCUCGGACAGUGACGAGGACUCCUACAACGAGAGGACGGCGUUGGUCCCGUCUGAGAAUCCAGCCAUUCCGUCCUACACACCGGAUUCUGACCUCGACCCGCCUGUCGACACCCCGUCCAAAAGGUCGGGGGUCAGCAGGAGGGCGGGUCCGGUUGCCGUGGACGGCGGUGGUGGCGGCGGUUCGGAUCAGGAGGCGGACGCAGACGACGAAGAGCUGACUCUGAAGUACGGAGCCAAACACGUCAUCAUGCUCUUCAUCCCCGUCACGCUCUGCAUGGUGGUGGUGGUCGCCACCAUCAAGUCGGUGGGCUUCUACACGGAGAAGACCGACCAGCAGCUGAUCUACACGCCGUUCACAGAGAACACGGCGUCCGUCGGCCGGCGGCUCCUCAACUCGGUCCUCAACACCAUCAUCAUGAUCAGCGUCAUCGUGGUCAUGACCAUCUUCCUGGUCGUCCUCUACAAGUAUCGCUGCUACAAGUUCAUCCACGGAUGGCUCAUCCUGUCCUCCCUCAUGCUGCUCUUCUGGUUCAGCUUCAUGUAUCUGGGCGAGGUGUUUAAGACGUACAACCUGGCGGUGGACUACCCGACGGUCGGGGUGAUCAUCUGGAACUUCGGGGCGGUGGGGAUGAUCUGCAUCCACUGGAAGGGCCCCCUCCAGCUGCAGCAGGCCUACCUGAUCCUCAUCAGCGCCCUCAUGGCCCUCGUCUUCAUCAAGUACCUGCCCGAGUGGUCGGCCUGGGUCAUCCUGGGCGCCAUCUCCGUCUACGACCUGGUGGCCGUCCUGUCUCCUAAAGGUCCUCUCAGGAUGUUGGUGGAGACGGCUCAGGAACGCAACGAGCCCAUCUUCCCCGCGCUCAUCUACUCCUCCGCCAUGAUGUGGACGGUGGGGAUGGCGAGCCCGGCGGACGCUCAGCGAUCAGGACAGGAAACAGACGAGGAGGCGGAGCAGAGCAGCCGAGGGGCGGAGCCUGAGAACAGACAGCCCAGGUCGUUUACUGAAGAUGACCUGGAGGAGGACCGAGGGGUGAAGCUCGGUCUCGGUGACUUCAUCUUCUACAGCGUUCUGGUGGGAAAAGCUGCAGCGACCGGUGGAGACUGGAACACAACACUCGCCUGCUUCGUGGCUAUUCUUAUCGGUUUGUGCCUGACUCUGCUGCUGUUGGCCAUCUUUAAGAAAGCUCUGCCGGCGCUGCCCAUCUCCAUCACCUUCGGCCUGGUCUUCUACUUCUCCACGGACUUCCUGGUUCAGCCCUUCAUGGACAACCUGGCUGAUCACCAGUUCUACAUCUGAGAGGAAGCCCCGCCCACCUCACCUGCCGCCGCCUCCUCGUCACCAUCGUCAUCAUCGUUAUCUUAUCAGAGACUACUUCCUGGGAGCUCGAUGCGUUCACUGAACCACAGGAAGUGAUGUCAUGCACACAGAGGACAAAUGGUGGCGGCGGCAGGUCACCUGCUCAGGUGUGUUUCUGAUCCGUGACGGCUGCGUGUGAUUGGCUGACGCUUCCGUCAGUCAACUGACGUCCUGUAAAUAUUCUCUCGUUACUGUCUCUGUCCUGAUUGGUUCUCACAGCCGGCUGUACGUCAUGUGACCUUCAACACUAAACCAGCUGGUUGUGAUUUGCUGGUCUGGGAUCUGAUUUUAUCAAUAAUUUGUAAUAAUCACUUUCUGACACAAUAAUUUAACUGAAACAAACCUGCAGAAUAAAGAAUCCUCACGUGUUUAGGAUUCUACAACUCCAUUAAGAGACUAAAUGUCCAACAGAACUUUAAUAUUUCUUAUAAGUGUAUCAAUCAUUAUGUAGCUAUUUCAGCAGAUUGAGAAAAAAACAUUAAUAAAAAUAGUAAAAAAGAUCUCCAUAGAUUAAAUCACUUCUUUGAUCUGUAAAAUGAAACCGUUAACAGAUCUGAUCCGGGUUCAGAACAACGGUCAGUAAAUCACUGAUCAAUAAUCCGUAGAUGUUUUUAUUCUUCAUAUGUUGCACUAGAUAAAUAUAAACGUGGGGUUGAGAGAAAUUAUAACAUUUUAUACUAUUUUCUGAUAUUUUAUAGAGAAAAGUUUAGUAGAGAAAAGUUAAUCAGCAGAUUAAUCAAUAAUCUUUAAUUCAGUGGUCACGUGACCUGUAACUGGGCUCAACUUUGGUUCGGUGUCUCAGGGACACGCCGGGGAUCGAACCUACGGUCUGGUUAAAGGACGACCCGCUCUGAAGGAGGUCUGGU